Chara braunii is the source of this 1647-nucleotide messenger RNA. NCBI's taxonomy places the organism in Eukaryota, Viridiplantae, Streptophyta, Charophyceae, Charales, Characeae. The record is from the annotation of a GenBank genome assembly.
ACCACACACCUAGAUCACUGUCAUUGAUUGAUCGACUGUGUGAAUCGGGUCUUUUUAUGGACGAUCGUCGUUCUGGACAUUGAUGAAGGGGGGACACGUCUUUGUACAGUUCACGCCGUCGUUCCUGUGUUGUAUCAGUGUCGACGACUUCACAGUGUCAUCACGUGGCGGAAACCGUGCCAAAAAGAGUGAUAGUUACGAAGGGGAGACACAAGUGCCAGUCAAGAAAGGACGACAUGCCGCGAAGAAGAUGAAGGUUGUCGCAACGGGCCCUUCAACGGGAGGCCACGUAAGGGAGGAAGAUUGGGCGAAGGAUUCUGAUGUUGGCGGCGCAGACGACGACUUUUUGUCUUACAACGACGUCGAUGUUAUCAGACAAGCGUCCGUGCCGAGGGAGGUGCAAGACAAGGCGGCCUCGCCGACGACGCACAUGGGGGGGGGCAGUGCGAGGACACGUGUAACAGCGCCGCUCGAGGGCCACCAAUCUGGACGGGUCCAAUCAGCUCCAGACACGCCACGCGGCCAAAACGUUCCGAAGGGGGGAGGCAUUGCCAAUGAGGCGGUGCAAGGGACCAUCCACGGAACAGAUCAACCACACGUGGCGGAUGCACAAGGCGGUGCGGUGGAGGGCUCUUCCAGAGCGGCGGUGGUGGGUGCAGUGCCUGCGGAGAGCCGUGGGAACGACGACGAUGACGAGCCUCUGGUGAACAGGCAGCGACGCGGGAAUGCGCGAGACACGGUCGAAGCCACAACGAAGUUGUGGGUGGAUGACAUGAGGUUCUGGAAUGAGACGGAGGGCCACAGACUUUUCAAGCUCAUCCAGAAGGCACACUUGUAUUUGUUGGCCAUCGCCAGGGGAGUACCCCCUCCCGAAAUCCGUCGAAGUAUAGCCCUCCCGCACUCCAUCAUCCCGCAGCACAAAAUUGACGACGAGUCACAGCUUAAGGCGGCGAAAGAGAGGGUGAUCAAAGUGCAGACCAUCGCCUUACGCGUCAUCCAUGGCUGGAUCUUCAAGUCUGUGAAUCGCGCGCGGGGCUACCACGCGGCUUAUGGGUACGUGCUCAACCACGUGGCGACGGACAUCGCUCGCGUCAUGUGGUAUGGAGAAGCGUGGCGCAGUCGUGUCAGCCUCGUUGUGUGCCACAUCACACUGGAGUUGGAUAUGAUGCUUCCCAUUUGGUUCGUCGGCGCGCACAUCGAGGAAAGGCACGAGGACGACGAGCUGGCGUGCUACCAAGAGGCUACCAUGCAGCGGUUGGUGGGCGCCUUCACGAGCGCCACCACUCUAGCAGAGGGGAUCGACAAAGGCCGCGUAUCGUACGACAAACUGAGGAACGUCACCGACCCCUACCAGGUUUUACUCGCCACUGCGAUGUGGCUCAUGAGGAUAAGCGGUGAUGAUCUUCGUUCCCAUUUCGAUGCCUCCCUCUUCGUUCAGCUCACCGCGAAGCCGACACUAGCGGCGUCCAUGCAUCGGUCGUUUAAUGCGCGUCGCCAUAUCCUCCAGGCAGCCGCAUUUGUCACGGAAAGGAUGGGCAAGCCGGCCAUGAUGUUGGCAGACCCACCUGUAUACAUCCCGGACUAAGCAUCAUGCGGCAUCACUUUCAGACAUGACGCCACUCUUCCAUCGCCGGCGGACGCCAAGAG